AUGGUAAGCAAAUGUCCCAUGCUGGUCCUCCGCAUUUCUGUGGAUGACACGCAUUCCAUGUUCUCCAUGAGCACCAAGUUCGGGGCGAAGCUGGAGACAUGCCCGGCACUCCUGAAACGUGCGCAGGAGCUGGGCCUGGACGUCAUCGGGGUCAGCUUCCACGUGGGCAGCUACUGUAUGGAUCCUGUGUCCUACACAAAGGCCAUCAAAAAUGCCAAAGACAUCUUUGACCUGGCGGCAACGAUUGGCUACAAAAUGACCUUCAUGGACCUUGGUGGAGGAUACCCUGGGUUUGACAUUCCCAAUGUUGUUCACUUUAAACAGGUAAUCAUUUUUCCACUCUCUCAGAAAGCACACAGCAGGUGUGCAGGGGAGCCUCAGGUCUCGUCUCAUAAGAGGCUGAUGUGGAUGUGA
This is a messenger RNA of Conger conger (European conger), 414 nucleotides long. RefSeq names its product ornithine decarboxylase 1-like. The record is from RefSeq and is a predicted model, not a curated record. Gene Ontology annotation, molecular function: ornithine decarboxylase activity. Bases 1 to 414 code for a protein of 137 amino acids. Lineage: Eukaryota; Metazoa; Chordata; Actinopteri; Anguilliformes; Congridae. The transcript is spliced from 3 exons. Gene Ontology annotation, cellular component: cytoplasm.